GAUUAUCCUGUGGCGCGUUUAUAUCUUAUCGUGACUCUUAUUCGCCAUUGAGUGUUCAGCAGAGCUUCAGCUCAGAGACAAAUGUCCACAUGCCAAGCUCAACUGGUUGAUCAUUGCUCGUUCUAUUCUGGUGCAAACAUCAAGAAUGCCUCGUUCACGUGCUGUUAUUGUGUUAUGGAGUACAAGCAUGUUUUUUGUGCUUUUGCCACAACUGAGUCGUGGAUUACUGUCUGACUUCAAAAUCUGUGGCGAUGCAGAGUGUGAAAGCCUAAUGAGCAGGGUGCAGGCAAGCAGGGAUCACCAUGGAAAGGAUUGUCGUUUCCUGAGUUUCCGACAAGGAGAAACCAUAUUUGUUCACCACAAACUGACUGGAAAGAGGAGCCACCUUUGGGCUGGCAGUAUGAACAAACAAUUUGGCUAUUUUCCAAAGGAAGCUGUAAAAGAGGAGCAAAAAUUUGCAACUAAGGAGAUAAUAGUUGAAACGCAGGAGUCCGAUUUUCUGUGUAUGGAUUACUUUGGCUACCCCAUUGACUCCAGUCAUUUGGACACUGAUGAUGAUAAUGACUCUGAUCUGAAAAGCCCACCUGAGACGUCUGAAACAAGUCAAACAAGAGAUUACACUGAGACAAAAUCUGAAAAUCCUUCAACAUCUAAAGAUACCUCCUCAGAAUCUGAUAGUACAGCAGGAGAGGAGGUUGAAUAUCAGGACAAUGGUGCUGCCAAGACUAAGCAGGAAUCUCCAGAAACUGCUGUCGAACUGAAGGAAAAAGGUGGGUCUCCCGCCUCUUCCUGGCUCAGUUCUUCAGUGGCACGGUGGUUAGAUGUAGGAAAACAGGAAGAACCUGACAAUUCAGUUGAAGGAAAGAAGCAAUUGAUGCAGGGAGAAGAUUCGCUCAUGUCUGCAGUGACAGGAUGGCUGGGGUUAGGAAAUGAAGGAAAAUCAGAUUCUUCCAAAGACAAUGAAAACCGUCAACAGCAUGACAGAAAAACUGAGUCUUUUACUUCAGCCAUGACUGGAUGGCUUGGCUUUGGGGGGGAUGAAAAAGCAGCGUCUUCUGCAGAAAAGGAGUAUGAUGAUGAACGAGAAAUGGACAUGAAAACAGCAUCAGCAGAGAACUUCAAGAGCAGGAAGCUGAAUCUAGACUUAGAAACACAACAAAUACAAGAGAAGGAGGUUAACGAAAUGGGGACAUUGGGUUGGCUCGGAAAUGGAAUGUCAAGAACACUGGGAUUUGGCCUGAAUGACCAGGACACUGGAAACACAAUACAAGUUAGUAGAGCAGAAGGGGAGAAGGAGGAGAAACACACAGCAUCCAGUUCUUGGUUUGAUUUUGGGAUCAAGGACAUUUUAGCCUUUAGAAAAGAGAAUGAAGCUGACAAUACUAAAUCAGACACGGAGUCUGGCGACAUUGUGCAAGGACCUGUUGAUUCUGACAACAUUAGAGCUACAUCUGCUGAUAGCCAGUUAGCUGACACAUCUCAGGUUGAUCAAAACAACAACCCUCCUCAAAACCAGAGAGUGGACAUCUACCCUGUUCUAAAUGGUAAGGAAGGAGAAAACAAUGUUGACAUUUUAGCAAGUAAGAAUGAUGUCACCUCAAUGCCAAGUUUCACAUACAUGGAAUCCAGGUCAGUGGGGCAGUUGGUGAGUGAGAUUGAGGAUUUCAAAAAAGAUCAGAUAGAAAGCAGUGAUGAUGCAGAGUUUACAAAUCAGGUUGAAAACAUGGACAUAGCUAACACAUUGUGUGAAUAUGUUUCUGCUGAUGAGGAAUGUAAAGGUGAAAAGCCGGCUAAAGAAAUGAAGUUGGAUGAGUCUGCAGAACAGAGUCAAGUGCAAGAAAGUGGGUCUUCUCUGGGGUCUGAAACUGAAGUAAAAGAAUCAGAGGAAGAUGACAAACAGGAGGAAGUACACAACAAAGAGAAAGGUGAAGAUAUAGAUGAGCAGCACGAUGUAGAAGAUCAUCAAGAGGAUACAGCGGUGGUAUUAGAGAAUAAAUUACAAGAGAAGACUCAGGAAGAGGUUAAAGAAGGGGUGAUACAAGAGAACUGGAAUGUUAAUUACGAAUCUGGUUCAGACUUCUUUGAAAAGAGAGAUGCUGAAAUAACACAUGAAAAUGUAUCAGAAGAGGAUAAAGAAAAGCUUUUCUCUCGUGGGAGCACACCCAGUCAAGAUACAAAAAACAUGGAGCCCCCUUACCUCCAAGGGACAGUCAUAUCUGUGAUAAACUUUUUGAAAGAAAGUAGCUUUUUGUCUUCACUUGGACCUGAAAGAGAAGAUAAAGAAUCUAAAGAUGAGGAACAUGAAGAAAUAGGCGAGGAAGAGCAACAGAACGAAAUAAAGAAGAUAGAAGGACAGGAAGACUCUCGAGUGUUGAUAGAGAAGUGGGAGGAGACAGUCAAGAGACAAAGGAAAAAGGAAGAGGAGUUUAUAUCCAAGGAAAAGCUGGAGCCCUCGGAAGAGCUAAAAGUCAAGACACCAGAAGACUUAACAGAAAUAGAGCAGUUACAUUAUAAGAAGCAGGGAGAGUUUAUAGAGAAAAGUAAGCAGGAGGAUGUGGAGUUAAGAGACAUGAAGAAGGACGGCGUUACUGAGCUAAUGCAGGAGGAGGAAAUUGAGGAGUUUGAAGAUGAGAAGCAGGAAGAAUUUAAAGAAGGGGAGAAGCAAGAGGAGGUGGAAAUGUUGGAUGAGAAGAACCAUGAAGUAGAUGGAGAGUCAGUAGAGGAGAUGCAGAAAACGUUAUUUGAAUUAGACUAUUUGAAGUGGGACACGUUUAAAGAGAGGGAUACGCUGAAAAAUAUAGAGAUUGAUGACAAGCAUGGAAAACAGGGGGAUUUUACACAGAAGGGGGAGGUAAAUGACUUUGAAGAUGAGAAGCAGGAAGGGUUUGAAAGAAGGGAAAGGCGUGAGGUGGUGGAUGCUUUAGUAGAGAAGAUGCAAGAAGUAGUGGAGGAGUUAAAGGAGGAGAAACUAGAAGAGUUCAAAGACAGGCAGGAAGAGGUGGGAAAAUUAGAGGAGAAAAAGUAUGACGUGAGUGGCGAGUCAGGAGAAGAGUUCGAGGACAAGGGGAAAGAAAAGUUCAAAGACAGGGAGCUGGAGGAACUGGAAAAGUUAGAGAAGUAUGAAGUGGAUGUUGAGUCAAUAGAAAGGUUAAAAAAGAAGAUCCAAGAAGAUUUCAAUGACAAGGAGCAGCAAGAGGUGGAGAAGUAUGAAGUGGAUGUUGAGUCAGGAGAAGACUUACAGGGGAAGGACAAAAUGGAGGAGAUCAAAAUGAAGAAGCAGGAGGAGGCAGGUGACUUUGAAGAAUCAAAUGAGUUUGAAAGCGGGAACCAGGAAGAUUUAAACAAAGGAAUUAACCAGAAUGAAGUUGGAGAGAAGAGAAAAGGAGGGGUAAGAAAGUCGAAACGCAAAGAGGAAACGCAAGAGUUUAAUAGGGACCUUAAGGUAAGUGAAGACAUGCAGAAGGUUAGUCACUUUGUGGAUCAGAGGAAUGUUAAAGAGGGACUUGAGAGUCUUGAAUGUUUGGAUGAACUUUGUACUCAAAUUGAUCCAAAUGAAAUCAUAACAGAAAGAGUAGAACACAGUUUUGAGGAUGGAUCCAACUUUCUGUAUGAUGCGUCACCACUAAAAGACGUUCUCCUAGCAGACGGCACACAAGAAAACCCAAAGAUCGUCUUCGAGGGCAUUGAGCAUGAGUUUACUGGUUUGACGUUGGAUCAGACGGGCAAAACUGAGGUUACGGAAAAUGUGCCACAUUUAGAUGAGAACGGUGACGGGGUUCCUCAUAAGAUCUUUCAGCGUCUGUAUUCAGUUGAGACUAAUGGAGAAACACUUAUGUGUGAUGGAUGCGAAAGUGAAUCCAGAAACAAUUUACAGAUGACAGAGUUUGAUGAAAAACGUAAAGUCACAACAGGAAGUGGUGGAAUAUUUGACCUUUUUAAAAAAGUCAUUUCAUCAGGCCAAAGGCCAAUCAAUAAAAUAAAAGAGUUGACGGAAUCUCCCUCAGGAUUUGCUGGACAAUCGACUGAGAUGUCAAAGCCACAAUCCCUUCAGACUCCCGAACAAGAGCUGGACUCCACAACAAAUAAUGAUAAAGACUUGCAAACAAACUUGCAGCCACCAUCUCAAUCCCUGACACAGAAUGCCCAAUCCACUUUUGUCCUUUGGAACACAACAAAGCCCCACCAAGCAAAGCCCCUCCUCAACAACUACAAGACUCUGCAAGACCACAUGGGCGUAGAAGAGACAACUAUUUUGGCUGAGCUAUUAGGGGAAAAGAAAUUAAAACUUUUGGAUUACAUUCUUGGCCAUCCAGAUGUUUUUACUGAAUAUGUUGAUCGUGAUCAAUCAAUAUUGUUGGAGAUAGAAACACUUCUGCACGACCACAGCAUGGGACUCUCUGAUGCACUAGAAGAUGACAAAGACAAGACCAGAUCCAUUAUUGCAAUUCAGAAACUAGAAAUACUGCUGAAAAGAGCAAGAGACACGUCCAACACCAGAAAAUCAGACAUCAAUAGAGCAAACACUCAAGCUGGGCCAAGUUGCAAAGAUCAAGAGACAGCGGGGGUGAUGGUGGGGAAACGGAAGGAUGGAGGCCCACAGAGAGAAGAAAACAAGGAAGGAGGAUGCGAAGAAAUGUCCUUGGCGGAGAAAGUCGCUAAGGUGUCUCACAGUCAGACCGUACCAUCAGAGUUACUGGAAGGCAUAAUGGCGCAGAUAGAUGUUAUCCGUCGCAUUCCAGAACAGUUAUCCUCUCCGACUCAUGCAACGAAGGACUUCCUCAGAUGGCUGACACAGCAGGUUGUGUCAUCACUACCUGAUGACAUCAGGCCUGGGCCUGACCUCUAUGGAAUCCCAUGGGAACCAAUUAUCUUCUCCAGUCUGUUGGGGCUGGUGAUGGUGUUAUUGUUCAGUUGCAGAUGUUACAGUUCUGUCAAAAGCAGAAUGUAUCGACGUAAAGAAUGGUGGAUGGCUGAGCAGGUUGCACAACUGCUUGAAGAGAAGUGUGAGGUCCUGGAAACUCUCAGUAAAUGUCAACAAGAGUACGAUGAGCUGGAAAACUUACUAAGUGACCGCGGCGCCUCAGCUGAAACCCAUAAGACGAGAGAUCUGGAGGUCAGAGCCCAACAGUUAGACCUGGCUAAAACUCAACUGGAAGAAAAUCUACAAGAAUUGAAGGAUCAGUUGGAUCAGCAUAGAGCACACCGAAUAGAACAGGAAAAUAAGCUCACACUCCUUGAGCAGAGCAUGGAAGCAAAGGAGGAAGAAACCAAGGAGCUCCAAUCACAAGAACAACAGGCUCAAACAACCAUUAAAGUGUACAAUAUGAACACUGACAGACUACAGAGGAAUCUGGAAACAUCUGCAGAAGAAAACACUCUGCUCAAGGAGAGCAACACACAGUUAAGACAACAGAUGGAGGGAUGGGCAGAGCGAGUGAGUGAGCUGGAGGAGGAGAUGAGGAGGUAUGAAAUGGCCCACAGUGGAAUGGUGCAGGAUGUGGCCAACAAGGAUGAACGUAUAAUGUCCCUCACCGAUCGGCUGCUGGGGAUGAAAGCUUGGGAUGCCGAUUUAGAGGGAGAUGGGGGCGACACAUCCAAGACUACAGGGAGAGCAGAGAGGAAUGGAAAAAUGGAUGUAACCGGUUCAGAAGUCCAUCUCCAGAAAGUCCAAAAACUUAUUUAUGCUGCUAAGCUAAAUGCAGACCUCAAAUCAGUUGAUGAAGACAAGGACAGAGUGUUUGCCAAACUUAAUGAUGAAGUAAAAGCUAAAGAGGACCUAGAAGUGAGCAUUAAGGAGUUGGAGAAUGAGCAAUUAUCUAUGCAAGCUGACACUGAGCACUACUCUGAACAGGUCCAGCGACUGCAACAAAAACUCCAGAUUAUGACUGAAAUGUACCAAGAGAAUGAGCUCAAACUACACAGGUUGCUGACAGUGGAGGAAAAGGAGCGUCUGCAGAAAGAAGACAAAUUGAAUAAAGCAGACAAAAACAUUGCCUUGGCAAUGGAGGAACUCCACAACUACAAGCUUCGUGCGGGGGAGAUGGAGGAGGAGCUGGAGAAAACCAAGCAGUCGUAUCAGACCCAGAUAUCAGCUCAUGAGAAGAAGGCUCACAAUAAUUGGCUUGCAGCCCGGGCAGCAGACAGAGCGCUAUCAGACAUCAAGAGAGAGAACGCCCUCCUCAGGCAGAAGCUUACAGACACUCAGUUUAAGUUGGAUGCCCUCGACAAAGAUCCAUUUGCCUUAGACAGCCUGGCUAGGCCUUUACCGUUCCGAGCUGAAAGAUUGCCAUAUGGUCCAUCUCCAUUGGGUCGACCUGCGCCUGAAAACCGAGCUUCACUCUCGCCUCCCACGCUUCUUGAAGGGCCUUUAACCAGACUGUCACCAAGAGUAACUCGUGGUCCAGUAGAGCCCCCUACUGCUCAAGGGGAGCUAGAGCGGAGUGGAGGUCCACAUUCAGACAGCGGCUCUAUCUCUCCUUCAUGGGAAAGAGAUCGCAGGGGACCCCCUGGACCAUUCCCCCCUCAGGGCUAUACAUUUCCUGAACCAGGAGGUCCAGUCUACAGGAGACCUGGUGGUCCUCCAGGUCCUCCUUUUCCCCAUCCAAGGGGUCUUAAUUCCGGGCCCUUGGGACUCAUCCACCCUGGAGACACAACAGAUGGUGCACACAGAGAAAACAGCCUAGGGCCUGAGCAGGCUCGUAGAGAGCCCGGUCCUGGUGAUCGAAGGACUCCCCCUGAAUCGGCUCUGAGAACGGGCGUGGCGCCACCUCCAAUGGGCCCCGUAGAUGGCCCAUUUCCUCGACGAGCACCCUAUGGACCGCCUGAUUUCUUCCCUCCCAGAGGUCCCGGAGGACCUCCCAUGAUGCCCAUGUGGGCUCCUCGGCCAGGGAUGAUGUUACCUCCUCGGUACCCUCACGGUGGACCUCCACCUACUCACCUGCUUUCUUAUGGUCCACCGAUGCGGCCUCCUCCACCCAAUGGCCUUGCACCUCCUUCCGUGGGUCCUCCAACAUCCCAGCAGAACCUCCCUUCUGUGCCACACAGCCAGUCACAAGAUGAGCAAACGUCCUCUCCUUAAGAUGCCAUUGGACCCUGAUCAGCUUUUGAAUUGUUUCUUGUUCGUACAGCCGCUGCUGAUGGUUAACCUUCAUUUCUGUAAUGCCACCCAAAUAGUCCAUAAUGAAUGUCAUUGAGUUAUCAAAUACUGAAGGCUCGUUCGGACAAUGCUAUCCAAUCCAGGAAACCACUUGACCCGCUCAGGCUCACGGGUGUGCUGUAGCCUAAUCCCAUCGGAUUUAGGGUGAGAGGCAGGGUAUACCCUUGACUGGUCUCCAGCCGAUCACAAGGCACAUAUAGACGGACAACCAUUGUCGUUCACAUUCACACCUUUGGUUUUUGGGUGCCUGGGGAAAACUGCCACAAAUGCGGGUAGAACAUGCGAAGCCCACAAAGAAAGGUCUGAGCUGAGAUUCUAGCCCAGAAUUAUGAAUGUGAGACAGAUAUGAUUACAAAAUACUCCGUUGUGCUACUCUCUGUCACAAUUAUUGGCAGACAAUUAGCCACCCAGUGUGAGUUUUUAGUUGAACAAAGUGCAAAAUGUCCUCAAUGAUGUGCAUUGGAGCAGUCAAGGCAAUUGAUUCUAAGGUCAGUACAAACAAAUUCCUGUACACAUUUUGUUGAGGUCAAAUUUGAGCCUUGUCAUUUUAUAGUUUAUAUAUAUAUAUAUACUGGCUCCUUUUGUGAAUAUUUUGGAAAUCUAACUUCCUCAGUGGGAACAGGUGGCUCAAAAAAUAAAAGACCCCAGGUUUGUUGUGAAUUUUGUAAAAUAAAGAUUAAAUAAAUGUAA
This is a messenger RNA of Phyllopteryx taeniolatus (common seadragon), 7846 nucleotides long. RefSeq names its product MIA SH3 domain ER export factor 2 (gene mia2). Lineage: Eukaryota; Metazoa; Chordata; Actinopteri; Syngnathiformes; Syngnathidae. Gene Ontology annotation, cellular component: endoplasmic reticulum exit site; endoplasmic reticulum membrane. The record is from RefSeq and is a predicted model, not a curated record. Gene Ontology annotation, molecular function: protein binding. Gene Ontology annotation, biological process: protein secretion; endoplasmic reticulum to Golgi vesicle-mediated transport; vesicle cargo loading.